Triticum urartu is the source of this 3345-nucleotide messenger RNA. RefSeq lists its product as uncharacterized. Gene Ontology annotation, molecular function: zinc ion binding. The record is from RefSeq and is a predicted model, not a curated record. NCBI's taxonomy places the organism in Eukaryota, Viridiplantae, Streptophyta, Magnoliopsida, Poales, Poaceae. Gene Ontology annotation, cellular component: nucleus.
CUCAAACGAUAGGCAGUAGGCCAGGCGUAUAGACCCAACGAGAUCCACCACGAUAAACACGCGCACCAUUCGUUCCCACUGAGCUCGAUUCCAACGCGGUCGCACCUCAACUGGCUGGAACCCGCAUCCAGGUCGACACCGCCUGCCAUGAGAGAGGAGGUCAGGAGCUCGUCGGCCGCGCUCGCGCCCGCGGACCCGCCGCUGCGCUCAGACUCGCCGCCCGCCACCCCGGUCGCCAGUUCUGCUGGUGCUUCAUCUCCUCCCGCGCAAACAAAUGUAGCUACCAUAGAUUGGUUAGGCAGCGAGCAGUUAUCUAAAGUUGGGUCAUCAUCCCAUGUUGCUUCACAUGCUGCUCAGCCUUCUCUUAGUACUAAUGCUGUUGGAGUUGCUAUGGAUUUUUCGCAACCAUCAUGUAGACCAUGGGAACGAGGAGAUUUACUUCAUCGACUGGCCACAUUUAAGCCUUCAACAUGGGCUUCUAAACCAAAGGCUGCUAGUUCACUGGCCUGUGCUCAAAGGGGCUGGGUGAACAUUGGUGUGGACAAAAUUGAAUGCGACUCAUGUGGCGCACAUCUGAUAUUUACUGCAUUGACAUCCUGGUCCCCUGCUGAAGUUGCAAAUGCUGGAGAAGCCUUUGCUGAACAGCUUGAUGCAUCGCACCAGAAUGAUUGUCCCUGGAGAGGGAAUAGCUGUGCUGAUAGCUUGGUACAGCUCCACUUCACACCAUCAGCUCUUCUUGGUGGUUUUAAAGAUCGCUGUGAGGGGCUGUUGCAGUUUAUAUCUCUCCCUGUUAUUGCCUCGUCUGCAAUAGAGAGUAUGAAACUCACUAGGAGUCAGCAGAUUGAACGUGUCUUAUCCCAAUCAAUCGCAAUUCUGUGUGGGGAGCUGGGUUACAAAACAGAUGGUACAACAGGAAUUGAUGUCAAUCAUCAAGACGAAACCUGCAGUUACUCUCAAGCGCAGAAGCUUAUUAGCCUGUGUGGAUGGGAACCUAGAUGGCUUCCGAACGUACAAGACUGGGAAGAAAAUUCAACCCACUCUGCAAAAAAUGCAGCCUCAGCUGAACCAGAUAAAUGCUCCCGCUUUCCUGAGCCUCAGCAAAAUUCAUACUCUACAUCAGUCAAGAAAGAUAAGGGGAAAGGCAAACUACGUGCAAAAGAUUCUGGAUGCAGCAUGAGGUCACCUUUGCUGGAUUGCAGCUUAUGUGGAGCUACAGUGAGAAUCUGGGACUUCAGAUCCGUUCCACGUCCUUCUCAUCUUAAUCUCGGCAACAUUGAUGCACCUGAUGCAGGGACGAAACCUAUGUUGGCACGUGGAAUUAGUGCUACGAGUGGGAUCAAUGGAUGGGUUGCUGAAGCAACAGACAGAAAUAAUGCUGAAGGACGUGAUGAGGCAUGCACUGUUGAGGGAAAAUCAUUGUCAAAUGCUCAGGUUGACCUAAAUCUGACAAUGGCAGGAGGAUUGCCACCAACCCAUUCUGGGAUGCUUUCAAUGCCUGAAAAUUUCAAGAAUGAGGGGAUGGGAAUAGAUCUGAUGAUUGGUCAGCCUACCGGGAGUGAGAUUGGUGGCUAUGCAGCCUCAUUUGAAUCUCGUGGCCCCAGUUCGAGGAAGCGUAAUCUGGAGGAAGGUGGGAGUACAGCUGAUAAGCCAAUAAACAGGCUUCAGCCUGCUGACAGUAUAGAAGGAACUGUAAUUGACCGCGACGGUGAUGAAGUUGAUGAUGCUGUACAAAACUCAGAUAUUCGGAACAAAAGGCCUCGUGGCUUUAAUCUUUUUGAUGUCAAUCGUCCAUCUUCUUCCGGAGCUGGUCCAAGCAGAAAUUUAAGUCUUGAGCUGGAUAUAGAUGUCAACAGAUUUGAGCCAUCUAAAGAGGGUCCAUCUACCCUUCGCAACUCGUCUGCUAGAGACUCCAUGAGGGCAUCUUCUGUUAUUGCAAUGAAUAUUAUUCACGGUGCGGAGGAAAAUUCAAUGGAGAGUGUUGAAUACCAUCCAUGUGAUGGUGAUGAUGUUGAGAAGCCUUCAAGUGCACUCAGGAGUGGUGGAAUGAGUGACACAUUGGAUCUCAAUUAUAGCAACCAAGCACAGGAAAGCAAUUUUGUACAGCCUGCUGCUGACAGUAAUGCAAGAGAUAUAGGAGGGAGUAGUAUGAAUGGAGGGGAAGAAGUCCUCAAUGCAGAAACAGCUCCUGCUUUUGCUAGGGAUCAACUUAGCGUUGGAGUUAGCGGAGGCAGUGUUGGAAUGGGUGCUAGUCAUGAAGCUGAAAUUCAUGGAGUUGAGGUUUCUGAACAUAAAACUGAGAGUGUUGUCGGAGAUGUGGAACCAGUUCCCGAGCUUACUGAAACCAUGGGGCAUACUGGUGAGUCAGCUCCUGGACCUGGAGUGAUGGAUGAGUUUGUCCCUGAAGAUGCUGGUCGAGAAGAGCCUCAGGCUGAUAGCCACGAUAUGGCAUCUCGGUUAGUGGGUCGAGUUGACAGUGGUUCAACUAAAGCUGAUUCGGUUGAGAGUGGAGAAAAGAUGAGCCAUGCCAGAGGCCAGGAGAGUAACAUACAACAUUCCCUUUCUUGCAAUGCAAGAGUUUAUUCUGGGAUUGAUUUAUCUAAAGAUGAAGUGACUCAGACUGGUAAAAUGCUGACUAAGGACGAGUAUGACCCAGGAAAUGAUCUUGGAGCAACGAAUGGAGAGAAUGAUUAUGAAACGGGUCUUCCAGAAUUUGAUCCAAUUAAGCAUCACAACAACUAUUGUCCAUGGGUAAAUGGAUAUGUUGCCAUUGCUUGCACUAUCAAUACUGGUUCCAGCACAAAUAGUGCAGCAUUUUGUGGCUGGCAGCUUACAGUAGAUGCACUUGAGACUGUCCAGUCUCUUGGCCAGAACCAAUAUCAAGCCAUGAGGUCUGAUUCUGCGGCGUCACUGUAUAAGGAUGACCAUGCGGCACCUAGCCACAAGCUGCUGAAAAGGCCAAAACACAGCAAGUGCUAACUGAAGCGCCGUUGGUACAUGUGCACAUUCGCUAAACUUGGAUACAGCUCAAAAAUAGUUUGGCUGAUGCAAAUCUGAAGAGAUCUAGUUUGCUAUUUGCAAGACUAGGCUUGGAGCUCGACAUAGCAGAAGAGCUCACAAGGCGCAAGCAGGCGGCAGAAGAGGAAUAAGUUAAGCAUUGUAGAUUAUAGAUGGACUUGUUGCCAAGCUGUUGUUUCUUCUUUUAUUGUAUUUUUAUAUAUAAUAUUGCUAUUCUGGAAGAUUUGGUGAGUCUAAAAUUCUGGAUCUAUCGUCUAUAAGACUAAGAUUUGUGCCAGUGAACAACAUUUGGCUGAGUUAACCGUUAAUUUAAAUUGUUGUCUGUUGUCA